This is a messenger RNA of Saccostrea echinata, 2123 nucleotides long. Its product is annotated as sodium-coupled monocarboxylate transporter 1-like. Gene Ontology annotation, molecular function: symporter activity. Bases 94 to 2061 code for a protein of 655 amino acids. Gene Ontology annotation, cellular component: membrane. NCBI's taxonomy places the organism in Eukaryota, Metazoa, Mollusca, Bivalvia, Ostreida, Ostreidae. The record is from RefSeq and is a predicted model, not a curated record. The transcript has 16 exons. Gene Ontology annotation, biological process: transmembrane transport; sodium ion transport.
UAACAUCAACAGUAUCAAAAGAUCUGAAGAUAAGUAUUUGUAGGAAAGGGAAAGAUUACAUUAUUUAAUUGUAAGAGGACAUAUUAAAAGGAAAUGUACAGUCACCCAGGUUUUGUUUUAGCGGAUUACUGUGUCUUUGGGGCGACAGUGUUAAUUUCCCUAGGAAUAGGUAUCUUCUAUGCAUUUUCUGGUGGAAGACAAAGUACUACCUCGGAGUACUUGGUUGGCAACCGUCAGAUGAAGAUACUGCCCUUAGCACUUUCCUUGAUGGUGUCUUUCGAGUCCUCCAUCAUGAUGCUUGGAUUUCCGGCGGAAGCUUAUGUUUACGGUCUUCAAUACAUCUGGUACAAUGUUGGAGUUAUGACUGGUCUGUUGCUGGGUCUUUUCAUUGUUGUGCCUUUGAUUUAUCCUUUAAAGCUUACUAGCGUUUAUGAGUACAUGGAAUUGCGGUUUCAGUCCAAAUGGGUUCGAGUAUUUGCUAUGAUAAUAGGAGCAAUGUAUUACAUAUUUUAUAUGGGCAUUGUGCUGUUUGGUCCUGCUAUUGCAUUGGAAUCAGUCACAGAUUUUCCUUACUGGGCCUCCGUUUUGGCUGUUGCCCUAGGAGCCAUGUUAUAUACGUCCAUCGGCGGAAUAAAAGCAGUAAUUUGGACCGAUGUCUUCCAAACAGUGGUGAUGAUGACAGGGAUAUUCGCCAUUUUAAUUCAAGGAACCAUUUCUGCUGGUGGUGUUGGAAAUGUAUUUAACAUCAACAAAGCUACAAAAAGACUGGAUAUAUUAGACUUCAACCCUGACCCUUUUGUUCGUCAUACUUUUUGGACGCUGUUUGUCGGGAAUACAGUUAAAAUUCUCAGUAUUGCCUUCAACCAGUCCUCCAUACAGCGGAUAUCGUCUACACCGAAAAUGAGCAUGGCCAGGAAGAUAUUUUUGAUCACCGGUCCAUUGUUCUGCAUUACUUUAUCCCUGCCCUUAUUCGAAGGACUAGUUGCUUAUGCGUAUUAUUACAAGAAACGAUGUGAUCCACUAACUUCCGGUCGGAUUAAGAAUCCAAAUCAGAUAAUCCCAUACCUGGUGCUGGAAAUUUUUGAGCAUCUGCCUGGAAUGCCCGGGCUCUUUAUGGCAUCUUUGUUCAGCGCCUCUUUAAGUACUUUGUCAUCUGGUUUGAGUAGCCUAUCGGCAAUGGCAGCGGAAGACAUUGUGAAACAGAUAUUUCCCUCGAUUUCGGAUCAACGCCUAACUUUUGUAUCAAAACUGUCAGUUCUUGUAUCUGGGGCAUUAUCGAUUGCUGUCUCAUUUAUGAUCGCUGGAAUCAAAGGACCUAUGUCGCAAAUUUCCAGCACAAUUCUUGGUUGUUUUACUGGUACUUUGUCUGGAAUGUUUCUGUUUGCCGUGUUUGUCCCUUGGGCUACCUCAAAGACAACAAUAUGUGGAGGACUAGUGAGCACUCUAGUCACAUUCUGGAUUUCUAUGGCGAAGAAUUUCUCAAAAACGCUUCCACGUCAACCAUGGUUGGAAAUGCCAUCUAAUGAUAACUGUGUUCAGACUCCUGGAAGCGAACCAGUCCCGAUGGACACAGUCGCAUUUGGCAAUUAUACAACCACGGCCGAUACCUUUCCAUCAGAUGUAUCAAGUGUAUCUAGUGUGUUCCAUGAAUAUACACCAGAGGGGUUAGAAAAGCUCUACUCCAUUUCCUACAUGUGGCUCGCGCUGAUCGGAAUAGUGAUUUGUCUGGUUGUGGGAUCAUUAAGUGCACUAGUUCUAAAAAAGUUUAGCGAUGACAAACCAGACGUUCGGUUCAUGUUGCCAUUUUUUGACGUUUUCAUGCCGUUUUUACCAAAGUCUCUGAAACAAAAGUUCUACUUUGGACUUCCAUUUCACAAGCGAGAAGAAUUAUUAAAGGAAUACACACAGAAACAUUUCAUAUUCUUAAAUUCGGAAAAGAAUAUUGAAGUUAAUGGUAAAGACAGUUCAUUACCUCUGAACGACGCCAUCUUGGACAACCCUGAUGUGGAGGACACAAAUGAAGGAGCGAGGUUGCAUACAUUUAAAAAAGAAACUAUUUAGAUAUUUUGGAUGAUUUUUUUAUAUUCCGAUUAACCCAAUGAAAUAAAUAAAUAAAAGAAUGG